GUAGUUUGCUUCGGUCUACGUGAAUAUCAAAAUAGUAACAUUCUACUCGAGCAAUUCAUUCUUGAACUAUAAUAGAAAUUGGCUAGUUAUUCAUAGUCAUCUCUCGCUGGAAAGUAAAACGCAUUUCGUUUCACGUUCUGAGAAGUUAGACGUGCUUUAUGUAUUGUUACUACAACAGAAAAAGUAAUGAAAAACUCUUAUUAAUACUAGUGUUAGUAUCCAAAGCUUUUGUCUGCAUAGUAUGGUCAGUUUGAUCAGGAACUUUGGUUCAAAUACGGGAGGGCGAUUUUUUGAAGAUUCUUCAUUAAGAAUGGAUGACAGUCAGGCUAUGCUGGAUCCUGUUCUGGCUACCGAAGAUGACGAUGGCUUUAGAUCGCUAAAUACAGUGCCGGCAUUCAGCAUUCACCUAUUAAUUUCAAGCUGCAUCUCACUUACUGGCAUAAUUCUUGCUGCUUGCUGGGAGGAUAGUCGACGAUGUGAAGCUUACUUUAUAAUGCUCUAUUUGAGGGCAGCAUUCUGGUUAAUAACAUAUCUUUUUGAUCGGUAUGUUAAAAUGCGACACGAGAAACUGCGCCUAGACGGAUACCAUGAAUUUUAUCGAUCAACGGCUCACCAUCGUACAGUUCCAUUGCAAAUUGUAUCUCUAUGGAACACAUUUUUGUUGGCUGUACAGGCGCUUAUUCAGCAUUAUUACGGAGAUAAUUUUGCUGAGAAAUGCAUGGUGGUUGGUUUCCUAUCACCGAUUGUUUACAUAACGAUGUUUUGCUCGCUCGAAACGGUUGUGUUGUCUUUUGUACAUGGACUUUACAUUGGCAAGGUAAUGCGAUUCAACAAAGGUGCUGCCGCUCCCGACGCGUUACAGGGUAGUCGUGGUCAAAGCAGCGGUUCACUAGGAUUAACACAACGGGGCUUGAGCACGGCGGAGUUGUUGGAAAAACAAGCUGAUUUAAUUAAUUAUCUCAAAGAUCAUAAUUUGAAGCUAAACCAGAAAAUCAUGCAAAUGAACGCUCAGGUUCGGACAGUCACGUUUCCCGGAUAAACGAAUUUGGAUAAAUCCAAAAGAGUAGAAUUAUUCGAGCAUCCCGGAUGUCUGGUUUACUAUUUCUAUCUUUCGUCAAGGUAAUUUAGAUGGUUGUUUAGGAAUUUUAUUUACUCAUUUAAAUGUUGCUUUGAGCUCCAAAGCACACUGGGUAAGCUAGAGUUGUUAAACAUAUUUUCUGAUUCAAGAGAAGUUGUGUAAUCUGUAAACUUUUGCGAAUAAACAAA
Sabethes cyaneus is the source of this 1266-nucleotide messenger RNA. Its product is annotated as transmembrane protein 192-like. NCBI's taxonomy places the organism in Eukaryota, Metazoa, Arthropoda, Insecta, Diptera, Culicidae. The record is from RefSeq and is a predicted model, not a curated record. Bases 242 to 1039 code for a protein of 265 amino acids. Gene Ontology annotation, cellular component: lysosomal membrane; late endosome. The transcript has 5 exons.